Alosa alosa (allis shad) is the source of this 3173-nucleotide messenger RNA. It is a transcript of the gene rbp7a, whose product is annotated as retinol binding protein 7a, cellular. Gene Ontology annotation, molecular function: fatty acid binding; nicotinamide-nucleotide adenylyltransferase activity; nicotinate-nucleotide adenylyltransferase activity. Gene Ontology annotation, biological process: NAD+ biosynthetic process; fatty acid transport. NCBI's taxonomy places the organism in Eukaryota, Metazoa, Chordata, Actinopteri, Clupeiformes, Clupeidae. The transcript is spliced from 5 exons. Gene Ontology annotation, cellular component: cytosol; nucleus. The record is from RefSeq and is a predicted model, not a curated record. Bases 249 to 1076 code for a protein of 275 amino acids.
CGAUUACUAAAAUGCCUUGGCCUCAGCUACAAGUUGCUAGAAACGCUAAGGUUAACGUCGAAUCAUUUAGUGAAGUUCUUGACAUGGUAUCCUGUAGUUACUGAAGCCUACACUUUGGAGAAGUGUCUUGUUUCUUUUUUCCUUUCAUGGGGACCUUUAGUUUUAGCUCUACAGUGCGCCCUGGUGGUGAUCAUGAUAAGAUUUCAUCCUGAAACUGCUAUGGUCUUCCUAGUGCCUAAAUCUGCACGAUGGAGCCAAUGGAGAGAAUCAAAAUUGUCCUGCUGGCUUGUGGUUCAUUCAACCCCAUUACCAAUAUGCACUUGAGAAUGUUUGAGCUGGCUCGGGACCACCUUGAGGACACAGGCAAGUACAAGGUCGUGCAAGGUUUAAUUUCUCCAGUUGGGGAUGCGUACAAGAAGAAGGGUCUGAUUGAGGCCCAUCACAGGGUGCAGAUGGCCCGGCUGGCCACAGAGAGCUCAGGCUGGAUCCGUGUCAACGACUGGGAGAGCCAGCAAUCUGAGUGGGUGGAGACGGCGAAAGUUGUGAGGCAUCACCAUUCGGAGUUGUUAACUACGCUGCAGAACGAUGAUGAGGUGGACACGGUGAAGUCUUUUAAAAGAAAACGACUAGAGGAACCUGAGUGUAUGGUUCAGGGCUCCUCUGGUUGUUCAACAAGAAAAGACAUGCCCCAGCUGAAGCUGCUGUGUGGGGCAGACGUGCUGGAAUCCUUUGGCGUCCCCAACCUCUGGAAACCUGAAGACAUUGCUGAGAUCGUGAGCCGCUACGGCAUCGUCUGCAUCACAAGGGGCGACAGCGACGCAGAGCACUUCAUCCAGCAGUCAGACGUGCUAUGGGAGAACCGCAAAAACAUCUUUGUUACACGCGAGUGGGUAACCAACGACAUCUCGGCCACGCAUGUACGUCGGGCUCUGCGGCGCGGGCAGAGUGUCCGCUACCUGCUGCCGGACCCCGUGCUCCGCUACAUCCAGGAGAGGGGCCUCUACAGUGCCGAGAGUGAGAAGAAAAAUGCUGGGGUCACUCUUGCACCCCUGCAGAGAUACAGCACUACUUCAUGAGAAGGGGACAGAAGACCCAAAAGGUCCUUAUGGGACCUCUCAGAAAUACUUGACUGUAUUCGAGUCACAACUGCCUUGUGUUAUGUUUACUACAGAGCAAAGAAAACGACUGGAAGUCUAAGGCUAUAGGUCUGCUGAAUGAAGUAUUUUAUGAAAUGAAUAACUGGUGUUCUGGUCAAGUGGUUUGAAUUCAGUGUUUCUGUUUACAAUGCAUAUAACUGUAAAGGAAAUGUAUUGCUGAAGAACAGGCACAAUGACCUGACUGUGACUUCUUUCUCCAGAGCCAAACAAUGAUAAUGAUCACAUGUAUAAUAGACAUUAAGACAUUAUUAUCAUUUACAUUUGAAUUUAGAACUGACUUUAUACAGCCCUAUGAAAAUGAUUAGUCUGACUAACUAAGAACUAACCAAGAACUAAUAACUAAGAUGUAUGUGUGAAUUGAAUGUAAAAAUCUGUGCUUAAUUUGGUUAAAGGAACAAGUCAACUUUUUGGGAAUUAUGCUUAUUUUCCAUCAACCCCAAAAGAUAAGAGGAUACAUAUCCUUCCCCCAAUUUGACACUGUUAGCCUAGCUUAGUGUAAUUCACUGGAAGGGGGUUACACUAGUUAGACUAAAGCUCCCUUUUAACUAUAGGCUAGUUUUAAUGAUUCUCUUAUCUAACUCUGGGGACAACAAAAAGUUGCUGUGUUGCUGUGAAAGGAUAACUCCUUUAAAACUGGAAACAAUUUGAUCAGUGAUCAGUGCACAAAUAUACUCUUAUCAAAGUUGUGACAUGAGCAUGACUUAUCACCAAGUCUGAUCAAGCAGAUAGAGAAUGGCUGAGAAAUUGCAGAAAUGUUUCUUAUCUCUAAGACAUGUAAAUGACAGGCCUAUUCCGGACCAUCACCAUUGAUUACACUAUCCUAUGCCCACUUACACUUGAUUACUUUAUUCUAUGCCCUCUUUAUUCUACUUAAAUAUGAUCUCCCCAGACAAUGGCCCUUCAUCAGUGUCCAUUUAUACACAUUUUCCAUUGAAUUGCAUAAAUGCAUUCGUGUUUCUCUUAGCAAAAUAGUAUGUGUUUAUCUGAGCGAAACUAACAUAAUGGUGGUGAAUAAAAUGAGAUCUCAAGAGAACAACCAUGGGCAAAACACCAGAGAAGAUAAUGGUAGAUUUCACAACAGCUUCCCUGGAUGUUUGGGGGUUGGGGUUUGUGCUGUGCUUGUAUUUUUCCACACCUGUCACUGCAGGUGACAAGACCCAUCUAGCCAGAUUGCUUGUUGCUGUUUGACCUGUGCUUGUUGCUGACAGAUUUCAUUCCAUUCUUAUACUUCUUUAUCUGCAGGAAAAAAAACACAUCUUUCAUUUAGAGCUAGCCAGGUCUGUCAGACCAUGUUGUUAGCAUGUGUGCCAAAAACAAGUUUUUGUCAACUUGCACGUUUUGAGAUUAGCUGAAAGCAAAUUUGGCGUUUUCGCUUUAAAUAAAUGCAAAGUCACACUUUGGGAGUACAUUUGCUGCAGAUUUGUCCAAACUGAAUUGUAUUUAAAAAAAAAAAAAAAAAAAAAACAUUCUACUCAGGGUACAUAUAUAGAUGCUUUGCAAGAUUCCUAUAUUCCUAUUCGUAUGUUUCUUGACAACAGUUCAUAGACAAGUCAGACAAGUUUAUUUCCUGUUUGUAAAAAAAGUUCACCUGGACAGGGGCCACAGCCACCAGUGUCAAUUAAUCAAUCCAAAGCACCUCCCACUUAGGUGAAGAUAAAAAGGCUUUACACUGAAAGUGAGAAUCAGAUUCAGCAAUAACCUAGUAAGGUGGUGGUCUCGAUUACCCUUGUGCACACAUUUUAUUAAAAAUGCCACCUAUUCUUUGCGGGACCUGGGAGUUGAUUAGCAAUGUCAACUUUGAUGGAUACAUGAUCGCAUUGGGUGAGUAUAGUUUUCGUGCUUAAUUUGUAAAGAGAGUAAAAUCAUGUUGGAGCACAAUUUGUUUUGCAUAUAUUAUGUGUUUACCUGAUACAUUAGUAUAAAGUAGAAUGAACAGAAACAAAUUCUCAGCCACAUUGUCUUUGAAUUUACUAUGCAAAAUGCGGCAUUGGUAAAAAAAUAAAAAAGUUACAUUAA